AUGGAGUCAAUAGCACGUAUCUCAGCUCUCAUGGAGACUGCGAGGGAGCUCACCCUCGAUGCAGCCCAGGCGACGCGCGGUGCGCGCACGAGCUCAAAGCCUCUGGAUAGGAACCAGAUGAAAAAGUUGCUAGACAGUAGAAAUGAGCGCGAGGUUCUCGACGGUUUACGGCGUGUUAUCGCGAUGAUGUACCGCAAUCACAAGACCUUGCCGUUCUUCUCAUCCGUUGUCAAGAACGUUGCGUCCCCGAAUAUAGAGAUCAAGAAGCUUGUUUACAUUUACCUCAUACACCAUGCCGAACAGGAACCCGACCUCGCCCUACUGUCCAUCAACACUAUUCAAAAAUCCCUAUCCGACCAGAACCCUCAAGUUCGAGCUCUUGCCCUCAAGACCAUGUCGGGGAUCCGAGUCCCCGUCAUCAGCCAGAUCGUAUCCCUCGCCAUCAAGAAGGGUGUUGCCGACAUGAGCCCCUACGUGCGGAAAGCCGCUGCCCUUGCGAUCCCGAAAUGCCAUCGAUUAGACCCGAGUCAAGCGCCGCAGCUGAUCGAAAACCUGUCCACUUUGCUGGGAGACAAACAGUAUUACGUCGCCGGAGCCGCCGUGUCGGCUUUCCUGGAGAUUUGCCCUGACCAAAUAGAUCUUAUACAUAAACAUUAUCGCGCGCUGAUAAAGCAGGUGGUGGACAUGGACGAAUGGAGUCAACUGGCGACACUGCGACUCAUGACGUAUUAUGCACGAAAGUGCUUCCCGCGGAAAUCUCAAUCACCAGACGAAUCUGCCGAGACCGCCCAGGAACAGAAAGUAGACGACUUUUACGGUGAAUCACGGCAAGGCAGUCGAGGUCAAGGCUCUUCUUCAGUCUUGGACCCAGACCUCGCACUGCUACUGAACGGGAUCAGGCCUCUUCUACAAAGCCGAAACGCUGGUGUUGUUGUCGCCGUUACUAGAUGCUACGUUGACAUUGGCACACCGGAAUAUGUGAAGCAGGCUAUCGGCCCAUUGAUUGCUUUGCUGCGUGGAGCUCAGGACAUACAGCAGACGGCUCUCUUUAAUAUCGUUUCUGUGUGUCUUAUUCGACCAGCAGACUUUGUUAAAUAUGCCAGUCACUUCCUUGUUCGUGCUACGGAUACAGCCCCUAUUUGGGAACUGAAGUUGGAGAUCUUGACCAUCAUCUUUCCCCACAGCCCUUCACAUGUCAAGAGUCUUAUUCUAAAGGAGUUGGAACACUUCUCGCAAGGGACUAACAAAGCAUUGGUUCGUGAGGCGGUGCGCGCUAUUGGCCGCUGCGCCCAGACCGACACUACUACAGCUCCUCGAUGCUUGAAGUUACUCUUGGGUCAGAUAACAAGUCUGGAUGGCACCCUUGCUGCUGAAUCACUCACAGUAAUUCGUCACCUGAUACAACAGGAUGUUCAGGGACAUGUUGGAACGGUUGUUCGGCUGGCAAAGAAUCUCGACUCUGCAACCGAUCCCCAGGCGCGAGCAACAAUUAUUUGGUUAGUGGGUGAAUUUUCAGGCUUGAAUGGAGAGGACAACAUCGCGCCGGAUGUUCUUCGAAUCCUGCUUAAAGAGUUCACAAACGAAUCACCAGUUGCUAAGCAACAGAUUCUGCUCUUGGCAGCCAAAGUGUAUCUCCAUCAUAUCAAUCGCAAGAGCGAAGCGGAAAAAGAGCGAGAUACAGAGGAGGAUCCGCCUAUGGAGAGUGACACCCAUCCUAUUGAGAGACUGUGGGAGUACGCCCUUCUCCUUGUCAGGUACGAUACGUCAUUCGACCUUCGUGAUCGUGCAAGGAUGUAUCGUUCGCUUCUUGCAGUACCUCAGCUGGCUACCCUGAUGUUGCUUGCUGAGAAACCUGCUCCCCAGGCUCCAAGCCCAUCUGAGUCCCGGAAGGGAUUCUUACUGGGCUCCUCGACACUGGUGCUUGCUGGUGGUGGCGGUAUUCAUGGUCUAAGGGGAUAUGAACCCUUGCCAGACUGGGUCGAGGAAGGGCAGCAGCCUGAUGGUCGACUUCGAGAGCCUGAAGGAGGUCAAAGUUCGAGGUACGACGUCGAAAGAAGCACACUCCCUGCUAGUGACAGACUGGAUGAGGCCGCAAAGACAAUCAUGCCCACCAAGGCCAACGGUACAGGUGAAGCGGUCGGUACAAAAACUUUGGACGAUUGGCUUGGAGAAGAGAAGGAAAGUGAAGAGUCGUCAGAUGAGACAGAAGAAGAAUCAUCCGAAGAAGAGGAUGACGACGACGAAGAAGAUGACGAUGACGAGGAGGAGGAGGAGGAGGAGGAAGAAGAGGAGACGGAUAGUGACGAUGACGAUGGAGAGGCCGACAGACUGGUCAAGUCCUGA
Molecule: messenger RNA, 2343 nt
Organism: Fusarium poae
Lineage: Eukaryota; Fungi; Ascomycota; Sordariomycetes; Hypocreales; Nectriaceae
Exons: 3
Coding region: 1-2343 (780 amino acids)
Biological process (GO): intracellular protein transport; vesicle-mediated transport
Cellular component (GO): membrane coat
Molecular function (GO): clathrin binding
Source: RefSeq, a predicted model, not a curated record